AUACUGUUCCUCGUAAUGCUUUUCAUCUUGUCAGUCGAACUCCUCGGCCUCUUCGCCGUCGGCUACACUCUAUCAUGGAUCGUAUAUGCACGAUGUCUCCACCCCCUGAGGCAUAUCCCUGGACCUUUUUGGGCCUCCGUCACCCGACUAUGGAUGGUCCAUCGCAUUCGCCAAGGAGACAUGGAAAUCGUCCAGCGAAAAUUACAUGAACAGUACGGCCCGCUCGUCAGAAUCGCUCCAGACGAAGUCGCUUGCGCGGACCCGGACGCAAUCCGGAACAUCUAUCGCACACAGGCGCCCCUGACCAAGACUCAUUUUUAUCCUGUUUGGGGCAGCAACAGCUUUUCAAAGUACCCUGAUCUGUUUGUUGACACGGAUGAAAAGCUUCACAGCAGUCGCAGGCGCAUUGUCAACAAUGUGUACAGCAUGUCCACGAUCUUGACUCUUGAAGCGUACAUAGACGACUGCAGCGCUGUACUGCUACAACGCUUGGACGAGCUUGCAAAUUCAGAAACAGUGGUCAACCUUGGGCAAUGGUUGCACUGGUAUGCGUUUGAUGUGAUUGGUGAAAUCUUCUUUGGAAAAGCUUUCGGCUUCAUGUCAGAGGGAAAGGAUUAUCAGUCAUACAUUCAAUCACUNGAGACGUUGGUCCCUGUCAUAUGUCAAGCUGCUGUAGCCUCUCCUNNGGCUCAACGUCUGAUCCUCGGCUCUGCUUCGAUCAACCCAGCCACAAGAAAAGCCAUGAAAGCAAUGGCGCAUAUUGAGAACGCCGCGCACACAAGUGUUGACAAUCGUCUCCAGGAUGAGGAAACUGGAAGGCAAGAUUUGCUACGUCACCUACUCGAGAUCAUGAGAUCCAAGGGCGACAAGGCGGACUUUGGCGUCGGAGAAGUGAAGCUGCAGGCUUUUAGUGCUUUGACAGUCUUCUAUCAUCUGCUGAAACAUACUCACGUCUUUGAAGAACUCCGUACAGAGCUGGACACCGCGACAAAGAGGGCGUCUCUCCAACCCCCACGAUUCGCAGAAGCAUCAAAACUACCACUUCUUUCUGCUACCAUCAAGGAAGCUAUGCGACUCCAUCCAAGUGUCGGUCUGACCAUGCCUCGUAUCGUCAGCGACUCAGGCCUUGAAGUUGCCGGUACUGUGAUUCCNAAAGGCUGGAAGAUAGGGAUGAACGCCGCCGUGGUCGGAAGAAGCAAAGCGAUCUAUGGCCCGGACGCCGAUGAGUUCCAUCCUCAGAGAUGGCUGGAAAGUGGUGGUGAGACUUUGGAUAGGUAUAGCCUUGUAUUCGGUGGUGGCACCAGGACUUGUAUUGGCAAGAACGUAGGUGAAAGGAUUAUCAACGAGAUUCGUCUGCUAACGCACUCCAGNAUCUCUCUGAGUGAGAUUCACAAGGUCGUACCUUUGAUCAUACAGAGAUAUGAUAUCAGUUUAAAGCAUCCAGAGAGGGAUUGGAUCACCAAGAACGCCUGGUUCAAUAAGCAGGAGGGCCUCGAUGUAUUGAUCAGAAGAAGGAAGUCUAAUUACUAG
Messenger RNA from Aureobasidium vineae, 1530 nucleotides. The record is from the annotation of a GenBank genome assembly. NCBI's taxonomy places the organism in Eukaryota, Fungi, Ascomycota, Dothideomycetes, Dothideales, Saccotheciaceae.